Closterium sp. Yama58-4 is the source of this 606-nucleotide messenger RNA. The record is from the annotation of a GenBank genome assembly. NCBI's taxonomy places the organism in Eukaryota, Viridiplantae, Streptophyta, Zygnematophyceae, Desmidiales, Closteriaceae.
AUGUUCCUGGGAACGAUCCACGCAAUGCUUCUGGAUUCCGAGAUCAACAAAUAUGACACCGGCAUGGGCAAGUAUACGUGGCUUCUUUGCUUCCCCUCCACCGUCAAGCCCGUUGGUUAUCUUUGGUUCUGGAGUUACAUCUACUACCUCAGCAAGUAUUACGAGCUUCUGGAUACCGUUAUCCUGGUGCUGAAGAACAAGCCGCUGUCGUUCCUCCACGUGUACCACCAUGCAACCAUCGUCUUCCUCUGCUGGCUGUGGCUAACUAACACGCAGUCGCUUCAGAUCAUUGCGAUCACGAUCAACACGGGGAUCCACGUCAUGAUGUACUUCUACUACUUCAUGCACAGCAUCGGCAUGCCUCCUCCUUGGAAGAUGUUCGUCACCAACAGCCAGAUCAUUCAGUUCAUGAUCGGCACUUUCGUCUCCUUCCCGCUCAUCUACUUCCACUUCACCCGGCCGACUGGCUGCGCUGGAUUCGAGUCUUUCUGCUUCAACCUCUUCUUCAACUCCUCGCUCCUCUACCUCUUCGUCGACUUCCACAUUCGCAACUACGGAAAGGCUGCGAAGGCAGCCAAGGGAGCCAAGCGGGCCAAGAGGGAUUAA